This is a messenger RNA of Salvelinus fontinalis (brook trout), 3553 nucleotides long. RefSeq names its product N-terminal EF-hand calcium-binding protein 1-like. The transcript has 14 exons. Gene Ontology annotation, biological process: regulation of amyloid precursor protein biosynthetic process. Gene Ontology annotation, cellular component: endoplasmic reticulum; Golgi cis cisterna; cytoplasm. The coding region runs from base 170 to 1342 and encodes 390 amino acids. Lineage: Eukaryota; Metazoa; Chordata; Actinopteri; Salmoniformes; Salmonidae. The record is from RefSeq and is a predicted model, not a curated record. Gene Ontology annotation, molecular function: calcium ion binding.
UACCGCAGAAAGUUGCAGAGAAGCAUCACUGCUGGAGCACGGUUGCAGAUCAACAUCACUGUUGCCUCGGUUUAACAGGGCAGGGCGACACUUUUGAACCCCUUGUCAAAAGGCUACACUUUCCAAAGAGCAGGUGUCUACAAGUCGGCUAUACAUCUUCCACAUCAAGAUGUUGGCGUGCACAGAGAUGAUCACUAUGUGCCUUCAGUCGGCGAAAAAUAAGCAUCUUCGCGCUCAGCAGGAACAACCGCAGCUACUGCAUAGCCCUGUUAAUGGACUUCCAAUUUUCAAAGAUAUUUUCUGCCGCGCUGACAAAAACGAUGAUGGAAAACUGUCGUUUGAUGAGUUCAAUGCUUACUUCGCAGACGGGAUUCUCACCACUGAGGAGUUGCAGGAGCUCUUCUACUCCAUAGACGGGCGGCAGAAUAACAACCUAGAUACCGACAAACUAUCAGAUUACUUUGCUCAACACUUGGGGGGAUACGUGAAUGUCCUCUCUGCUCUGGAGAUCCUAAAUGUUGCCGUCUUGAAGGCUAUGGACAAAACUAAAAAGGAGUACCAGGACUCCUCUGUGCUGGGACAGUUUGUGACCCGCUUCAUGCUGAGGGAGACCUCCAGCCAGCUGCUCUCUCUCCAAAUGUCCCUGCAGUGUGCCAUGGAGGCCGUGGAAGAGCAGAGCAGGCCCGCACCCGGUAGUGUUCUACGUGCUGCUGUGCCCUUUGAGGCUUCUACCUUGCCCAGCAGGAGAGCUGUCCCAGUCAUACACUCCCUCGGCCCUGGCGAUAGGAGAGCGGUGAAGGAGGCGGAGCACCCCUGGGCUCAGAGAAACAGCAGACGACGUGGCCGCAAGUUUCAGAAGAACAUGUGCCUCUCCCCUAUCCACCCCUACUCAGGCAUCCUCACUACAGGAGUGACCAUGGAGAUUGAUGACCACUGGUGCUCCCAGGUCAACAGGCUCCAACAGCUAUUGGACAAGCUGGAGUGGCAGGGUCCAAAGUUGGAACCCCUGAAAGAAGAUACGCUGGCCAGUACAUACAAAUCUAACAUCCUGCUGGUGCAGACGCAGAUGUCGGCAACGGAGGACCUCGAGGAGUUCCAGAAGUUGCUCAAGAGCUAUGUGGACGCCACGUCCAACCACAGCGACAACUUGCAUGUGUCUAUCCAGAAGCUCCCAGGAAAGUCGUGCUACAUAAUGUAUGAGUUUUGGCAGGAUCGCAUCUCCUGGAUUAGCUACCUGCAGUCCAAUGCCAGUAAGAAAUUCCAGCGUUGUGUCAUUGAUACAUUGGAGGAUUCCGAGCGUGUGUCUACCAUGCUGCUCCCAGACCCAAAACAUACACAAUGAAGUGUCCUGAGGCAAGUACAUCGUUUCACGCUGGUCUUUGAGCGAUUAGUGGCUUAAGUAUGUGGUUAGUGGCUUAAGUUUACAUACACUUAGGUUGGAGUCAUUAAAACUCGUUUUUCAACCACUCCAUAAAUUUCUUGUUAACAAACUAUAGUUUUGGCAAGUCGGUUAGGACAUCUACUUUGUGCAUGACACAAGUAAUUUUUUCAACAAUUGUUUACAGACAGAUUAUUUCACCUAUAAUUCACUGUAUCACAAUUCCAGUGGGUCAGAAGUUUACAUACACUAAGUUGACUGUGCCUUUAAACAGCUUGGAAAAUUCCAGAAAAUGAUGUCAUGGCUUUAUAAGCUUCUGAUAGGCUAAUUGACAUCAUUGAGUCAAUUGGAGGUGUACCUGUGGAUGUAUUUCAAGGCCUACCUUCAAACUCAGUGCCUCUUUCUUGACAUCAUGGGAAAAUCAAAAGAAAUCAGUCUGGUUCAUCCUUGGGAGCAAUUUCCAAACGCCUGAAGGUACCACGUUCAUCUGUACAAACGAUAGUACGCAAGUAUAAACACCAUGGGACCACGCAGCCGUCAUACCGCUCAGGAAGGAGACGCGUUGUCUCCAAGAGAUGAACGUACUUUGGUGCGAAAAGUGCAAAUCAAUCACAGAACAACAGCAAAGGACCUUGUGAAGAUGCUGGAGGAAACCGGUACAAAAGUAUCUGUAUCCACAGUAAAACGAGUCCUAUAUCUACAUAACCUGAAAGGUCGCUCAGCAAGGAAGAAGCCACUGCUCCAAAACCUGCAUAAAAAAGCCAUACUACGGUUUGCAACUGCACAUGGGGACAAAGAUCGUACUUUUUGGAGAAAUGCCCUCUGGUCUGAUGAAACAAAAAUAGAACUGUUUGUCCAUAAUGACCAUCGUUAUGUAUGGAUGAAAAAGGGGGAGGCUUGCAAGCCGAAGAACACCAUCCCAACCGUGAAGCACGGGAGUUGCAACAUCAUGUUGUGGGGUGCUUUGCUGCAGGAGGGACUGGUGCACUUCACAAAAUAUAUGGAAUCAUGAGGGAGGAAAAUUGUGGAUAUAUUGAAGCAGCAUUUCAAGACAUCAGUCAGGAAGUGAAAGCUUGGUUGCAAAUGGGUCUCCCAAAUGGACAAUGACCCCAAGCAUACCUCCAAAGUUGUGGCAAAAUGGCUUAAGGACAACAAAGUCAAGGUAUUGGAGUGGCCAUCACAAAGCCUUGACCUCAAUCCUAUAGAAAAUUUGUGGGCAGAACUGAAAAGGUGUGUGCGAGCAAGGAGGCCUACACACCUGACUCAGUUACACCAGCUCUGUCAGGAGGAUUGGGCCAAAAUUCAUCCAACUUAUUGUGGGAAGCUUGUGGAAGGCUACCCGAAACGUUUGACCCAAGUUAAACAAUUUAAAGGCAAUGCUACCAAAUGCUAAUUGAGUGUAUGUAAACUUCUGACCCACUGGGAAUAUGAUGAAAGAAAUAAAAGCUGAAAUAAAUAAUUCUCUAUUAUUAUUCUGACAUUUCACAUUCUUACAAUAAAGUGGUGAUCCUAACUGACCUAAGACAGGGAAUUUUUUGGCGCAUCUCGCUCUAGCGACUCCUUGUGGCGGACCAGGCACCUGCAGGCUGACUUCGGUUAUCAGUUGAACGGUGUUUUCUCCGACACAUUGGUGCAGCUGGCUUCCGGGUUAAGCGGGCGGGUGUUAAGAAGUGCAGUUGGGCGAGUCAUGUUUCAGAGGACGCAUGACUCAACCUUCUAUCCCGAGCCCGUUGGGGAGUUGCAGCGAUGAGACAAGAUCGAAAUUGGGGAGAAAAAGGGGGUAAAAUACAAUACAAAUUGUUUCAGUCAAAUAUUGUAUCUGUUUGGGCUUCUUGUGGUCUACAAAUCAUUUGCAAUUGUUCCAACCCCCCCGACCAUCACCUCAAGAAAUGACAUCCCGCUGCUGAAUCUAGUUGAUCAUCCCUGCCCUAUGGAAACAGACCAGAAAGCAGACCUGGGUUCCACUAUUUUCUAUUUUUAUUUAACCUUUAUUUAACUAGGCAAGUCAGUUAAGAACAAAUUCUUAUUUACAAUGACUUUCACAAUUAUUAUUUUGGUUCCAAUGUGCCAGGCAAGCUCAAUCAAGCUCAGCAUGUAUUUGAGCCCAGGUCUCCUAGAAAUGAAUUGUUAUUUACCCAUUUUUCCCCAACUCAAAUGAAACUCCUCUCUUUUUUC